GGAAGAGGGCUGGUGUGUUCGAUUCUACCGUAAGGAGUAAGGAGAUAUAGAUUUAUAAUCUAGAUCUAAAUAGUAGUUAUAUUACUUCCAGUAACACUUGUUUUGGUGUGACAAUUCAACACAACUUAUGAUGGCCGAUGAGGAUGUUGCUGCUCUUGUUGUGGACAAUGGAUCUGGCAUGUGCAAAGCUGGAUUUGCAGGGGACGAUGCUCCACGUGCUGUGUUUCCGUCCAUUGUUGGACGACCUCGUCAUCAGGGUGUGAUGGUUGGUAUGGGCCAGAAGGACAGCUACGUUGGAGACGAGGCUCAGUCCAAGAGAGGUAUCCUCACUCUCAAGUACCCCAUUGAGCACGGUAUUGUCACCAACUGGGAUGACAUGGAGAAGAUCUGGCACCACACCUUCUACAAUGAGCUGCGUGUUGCCCCUGAAGAGCACCCUGUCCUUCUUACAGAGGCUCCCCUCAACCCCAAAGCCAACAGAGAGAAGAUGACACAGAUUAUGUUCGAAACUUUCAACUCACCAGCCAUGUACGUGGCUAUUCAGGCUGUCCUGUCCCUGUACGCUUCUGGUCGUACCACAGGUAUUGUGUUGGACUCUGGUGAUGGUGUCACCCACACUGUCCCCAUCUACGAGGGUUAUGCCCUUCCCCAUGCCAUCAUGAGACUGGACCUCGCUGGCCGUGAUCUCACCGACUACCUCAUGAAGAUACUGACUGAGAGGGGUUACAGCUUCACAACAACUGCUGAGAGAGAAAUUGUGCGGGACAUCAAGGAGAAGCUGUGCUACGUCGCCCUUGACUUCGAACAAGAAAUGGGUACUGCUGCUUCGUCUUCAACUCUAGAAAAGAGUUAUGAAUUACCUGAUGGACAGGUAAUUACCAUUGGCAAUGAGAGGUUUCGUACGUCCGAGGCUAUGUUUCAACCAUCCUUCCUAGGUAUGGAAUCUGCAGGUGUCCACGAGACCACGUACAACUCCAUCAUGAAGUGCGACGUGGACAUCCGUAAGGACCUCUACGCCAACACUGUCCUCUCAGGAGGAUCCACCAUGUAUCCUGGCAUUGCUGACCGAAUGCAAAAAGAGAUCACAGCUCUCGCUCCAAGCACAAUGAAAAUCAAAAUCAUAGCACCACCGGAGCGGAAGUAUUCUGUCUGGAUUGGAGGUUCUAUCUUGGCGUCUUUGUCCACUUUUCAGCAGAUGUGGAUCUCGAAACAAGAGUACGAUGAGUCGGGCCCGGCCAUUGUGCACAGGAAAUGUUUUUAACUGUAAACAGUACUCAGUCUGUUCCUGUUUUGCACUUACCAUAACAGUUUUCUUUAUUUCUGCCAUGUAUUUGACUUUUGUGCACUGUUGUUUUAGGUUCCUUUACUUUAUGUGAUCUUUCAGAAGCUUCUCGUUUCAAGUUUUCAACCACAAUGUUUGUAUCUUUAUAGUGUAUAAUGUGCAGGCUUUUGGCUUUUCCAUGUCGGUUUUGUAUCAUUCUUCCAUUUGAGUUCCAGGGGUUUCUCUUAUGCCCAUUUCGUUGUGAUAAUUUUUAAAAAAUUAAAUUUUGUUUGUGUUUU
Aplysia californica (California sea hare) is the source of this 1560-nucleotide messenger RNA. Its product is annotated as actin ovestestis isoform. Lineage: Eukaryota; Metazoa; Mollusca; Gastropoda; Aplysiida; Aplysiidae. The record is from RefSeq and is marked provisional.